Molecule: messenger RNA, 1170 nt
Organism: Dictyostelium purpureum
Lineage: Eukaryota; Evosea; Eumycetozoa; Dictyosteliales; Dictyosteliaceae
Exons: 5
Coding region: 1-1170 (389 amino acids)
Molecular function (GO): zinc ion binding; protein binding
Source: RefSeq, a predicted model, not a curated record
AUGGAUUCAUUACUUUUUGAAAAACUUUUAGUUAUAGAAGAAGAUAAAAUAGAUGAGGAUUUCUUUUGUAAUAUUUGCAAUAAUAUUAUGUAUAAGAACUAUCAAUGUACAAAUGGUCAUAUUUAUUGUGUAUCAUGCACAGAGGAAAUCAAAAGUAAAAAUGCAGGUUGUCCAGAGUGUAGAGUUGAGUUGGGUAGUAUUUCAGUAAAUAGAUAUUUAGAAAGACAAAUUAACAAAUUACAGAUCUUUUGCCCCAAUAAAUUUUAUAAUACAAAAGAUUACAUUGCAGACGAGGAGUAUGGAUGUGGGUUUGAAUGUUCUAUUGACCAAAUGGAAUCCCACACAAAGGAGUGUGAAUUUUCAUUUGUCAAAUGUCCUCAAAAUGGAGAAUGCGAAUUAGUUAGAAAGAAUUUACUUGAUGAGCACAUUAAAGAGUGCAACUCCGAAAGGGUUGAAUGCGAAUUAUGUAAGGCAAGUGUUUUAAGAGUAAAUUUAAAGAAACAUUACCAAUCCGAGUGUCUUCAAUAUACGGUAGCAUGCAGAUGUGGUUCCAAAGUCAAAAGAGAAUCUUUACCUUUACAUUAUGCAAAUGAAUGUGCCAAUGAAAUGGUAGAUUGCAUUUAUGGCAAAUUAAACAAAGGCUGUAAAGGAAAAGUUCAAAGAUCAGAAAUGGAUAAGCACUUGUUAUCAUCUAAUCAUCACCAAACAAUAGUUAAUUCUUUUGUUUCACUUAGAGAAGAAUUAGAGCUCGAAAGAAAGAAACUAAAUCAAUGCCAUACAAAGUUCCAAGGUCAAUGGAGAGUAGAAAAUUGGAAUAGUAAAUUCUGCUCCCAGCCAAAAGGUUAUGUUUUAAAAUUAAACUUUUCAAUUGGUAACCGUCCACUUUGUCUUCAAUUAUAUCCAAAUGGUCAAACUAAUGAUAAUAAAAAUUGCUCUUUAUAUUUAUACAAUUAUUAUGACCUUCCAAUUUCAUGCAACUUUACAUUCGAAAUUGUUGCUGGGAAAGAUGGUAUUAAAAAAGAUUCAGUCAGCAGUGUUAUAAAUUCAAAGAAUGGAAAGGGGUGGGAAGAUUUCAUUCCAGCAGCAAAGAAAGAAGCAUUUGGUAACACCCUUGUUAUCAAUUUUAGAGUAAAGAUUACUUCGGUUGUCCAUCAAUAUUUUAACAAAUAA